Fomitiporia mediterranea MF3/22 is the source of this 1722-nucleotide messenger RNA. RefSeq names its product MFS general substrate transporter. Lineage: Eukaryota; Fungi; Basidiomycota; Agaricomycetes; Hymenochaetales; Hymenochaetaceae. The record is from RefSeq and is a predicted model, not a curated record. The transcript is spliced from 16 exons. Gene Ontology annotation, cellular component: membrane. Gene Ontology annotation, molecular function: transmembrane transporter activity. Bases 1 to 1722 code for a protein of 573 amino acids. Gene Ontology annotation, biological process: transmembrane transport.
AUGGCUAACUCAACCUCUGCUUCUGGAUCUCUCGACGAACAACUCAAAUAUGGUAUUGACGAUAAGGACUCUACGCUUGGCAAACUCGGUGAAGGUGUCAAGGAAAUACUGCCUCUGGGAAUACCUCUAGAAGAAGACCAUCGACCUUUCUGGGAUAAAGUCUUCCGGCCUUCCAGGCUUGAUCUAGAUAGUAUUGCCACUCAGCCGUCUGUCUUUGAUGACCCUACUACGCUUGAAGUCUAUCGGCCUCCUGCAGCCUAUGAGAAUGCUCACAGAUUUGAUCCCGACGCUAGGUGGACCUGGCGAGAAGAGAAGAAAAUUGUCCGAAAGGUCGACUUACGUAUAAUGCUUUGGGCAUGUGCGAUGUAUCUCGCACUCGACUUUGAUCGCGGAAACAUUUCGAAUGCCAACUCGGACAACUUCUUGGACGAUCUUGGAUUGUCUACUGAUGACUUCAACCUUGGGAACUCGUUGUUUCGUCUAUGCUUCCUCAUUGCGGAACUCCCUUCUCAAUUGGUUUCGAAGCGAGUUGGUCCUGAUCGGUGGAUCCCAACUCAGAUUACAGUUUGGAGCGUCGUCGCAGUCAGCCAGUAUCGCCUGUCUGGUCGUGCGUCAUUCCUUGCUACCAGGUGUCUUCUUGGCUUUCUCCAGGGAGGCUUCAUCCCCGAUAUUGUUCUGUAUUUAUCCUACUUUUACACAAAGAGGGAACUGCCGAUUAGGAUGGCCUAUUUCUGGGUCGCGGGAUAUAUAACGGAUAUUGUCAGCUCUUUUCUUGCGACGGGAAUUUUGCAGAUGCGAGGUGUUGCUGGCCAGGCCGGGUGGCGAUACUUAUUCCUUAUUGAGGGCUGUUUGACUUUAACGAUUGGUUUACUCUCGUUUUUCCUUCUCCCACCUGGUCCGACGCAGACGAAGGCAUGGUUUAGGCCCAAGGGCUGGUUCACUGUUAGGGAAGAGACUAUUAUCGUCAACAGGGUACUUCGAGACGACCCGUCGAAGUCCGACAUGCACAAUCGUCAGGGACUUUCCAUGCGUCAAAUAUUUGAGGCCCUCUGUGAUUGGAGAUUGUGGCCAAUUUAUGCACUUGGUAUCACACAUCAGAUUCCUACGGGCCCUCCACAAGUCUACCUAACACUUUCUCUUCGCAACCUCGGCUUUACCACAACACAGACGAAUCUACUGACUAUCCCAUCGACUUUCAUUGGUCUAACAACUAUGAUACUUGCCGCUUACUUCAGCGAAAUGGUCAAUAGCAGGGUGCUUGCGACGGUUUUGCUUCAAUUUUGGGCUUUGCCAUUGCUCAUUGCACUGUAUACGUUUACGGAGCAGACGUCACCUUGGAUAUACUUCGCAGUGGUAACACUAAUUACAGGCUAUCCAUAUGUCCACCCGAUACAAGUAGCAUGGGCGUCAAGAAACUCAAACAGUGUACGCGCUCGUACGAUCUCUGCGUCAUGCUACAAUAUGUUUGUGCAGGCCGGCGGGAUUAUUAUAGCGAACAUUUAUCGAGCGGACGACAAAGUGAACAAGCGCGGAAAUAGAGACCUCAUCGCCAUUUGCUGCAUGAACAUUUGCCUUUACGCCAUAACGUUCCUAUUCUACCGCAUGUUGAAUAACCGGCGUGUAAGGAUAUGGAGCUCCUGGACAGCGGAGGAACGAAAGGAAUAUCUCGAGAAUACGAAGGAUAAGGGUAAUGAACGUAUGGACUUCUGCUUUGCUAGUUAA